Molecule: messenger RNA, 1053 nt
Organism: Xyrauchen texanus (razorback sucker)
Lineage: Eukaryota; Metazoa; Chordata; Actinopteri; Cypriniformes; Catostomidae
Product: general transcription factor II-I repeat domain-containing protein 2-like
Exons: 2
Coding region: 75-503 (142 amino acids)
Source: RefSeq, a predicted model, not a curated record
CUUAUUGCCCAGCACGGCAAACGUUCUCAGACGGUGGUUUCAUAAAGCAGUGCCUCAUCAAAGUCACAGAAAUAAUGUGCCCGGAGAAAGUGCAGGAUUUCAACAACGUGAGCUUAUCCAGAAAUACAGUGGUGCGGAGAAUCGAGGACUUGUCAGCUAACGCGAAACUUCAGCUGAGAGACAAAGCUGGUGCUUUUGAUUUUUACUCGAUAGCAUGCGAUGAGAGUACAGAUGCUACAGACACUGCGCAGCUGUUCAUUUUUUUGCGGGGAGUAGAUGAUAAUUUUUGCUGUACGGAGGAGCUGCUUGAUAUGAUGAGCCUAAAAGGCACAACGACGGGUAGAGAUAUUUUUGAAGCUGUGUCAGAGGCAGUUGAAAAGAUGGGGCUUAAAUGGGACAAGCUCUGUGGAGUAACAACGGAUGGAGCUCCGGCCAUGACGGGUGAUCGCAAAGGAAUGGCAUCGAUGGUGUGCGCCAAGGUAAAAGAGAGCGGAGGGUCUUGAUCCGGUGGUCCUCCAUCUACACCUUGAUUGACCUGGCUGUGUGGCAUGGAUCAUUGUCCUGCUGGAAAAAGUGAUCCUCAGAGUUGUCAGAGCAGAAGGAAGCAAGUUUUUUCCAGGAUAAAAUUGUACGUGUCUUGAUUCAUGCAUCCUUCACAAAGAUGAAUCUACCCAAUUCCAGCCUUGCUGAAGCACCCCCAAGUCAUCACUGAUCCUAACAUCACAAUGCAGUUGAACUAUGCUAAAAAUACUAGCCCAUGAGCCCUGCACGUGCACACAGAUCAGCGCAUCACCAGUUCAUUCUGAAGCGCACAGACCAUGUUUAUCUGUAUUUAAUCGUAGCCUUUGGCAGGUAAAUAAUCAUAUCUCCAUUUUGAUGUUAUUUUGAUGAAUUAUACAGCCCUGAAGGAUUGUGAAAUUAGUCUACUGAUGCACUCUAUGAAACGUAAUGGCCAAAUAAAAGGCUCAUUAAAAUAAUCGCGAUAUUCACAAUAUUGUUGAAUUUUACAUUGUCAGCAAAAUCAUUGUGAUUAUAUCGCCCAGCCCUAACAUG